CAACGCAAGAAGAUAUGAAUUCCCAUUGGCAUGGUUCGAUCGCUACGUCGUUAUCUCUCAAGACGUUUUACUUAACAUUUAGCCAAGAGGUUACUAUUCAAAAAAUUACUCAGAAUUGAGGUCAUUGUAUAGCAGAAUACAGAAUGUUCGUGACAAGGGUUUUUUUUUCUUUGCUUGUGAUCGGAUUCCUUUCAAGUCUUUUUCUUUCCACCUACUUAAUGACAAAGGGGAAGAAAAUUUCGCCUUUAGGAACUUUAGGAACACACUUUGUGGGGGUAUUGGAGACGGUGACGCCUUCAGGAAAUGUGGAAACUCCUUCACUUUCUUAUGCAGAAAAGCUUUUUAAAGCUUACGAUGAAGUGGAGACCUUUGUGAUGUUCAUUGGGUAUCCUCGCAGCAGCCAUAGUUUAGUCGGCGCCAUAUUGGAUGCUCACCCAGAAAUUAUCAUUCCUCACGAGCUUAAUCUGUUGGAAAGAUGGAGUCACUACAACUUACCAGCGUUUAAAAGGAAAAACCUGCUAAAAUAUAAGAUAUUUUUUGAUCUUCACCGGACUUCUAUGGAGCAAGCCAUGUUUGGGAUACGAGCAGGCCAAAAUAGGACAGUUCUUAGCGGAGAAUUCACAUACUUAUACAACGUUCCAGGGUUAUGGCAAGGAGGAUACAAAAACAGAAUAAAAGUGAUGGGAGACAAAAAAGGGGGCAGAACUUCAGAGCUUUUAAGUCAAGACCCGAGCAGAAUAAAAGAUAUAGAGGAAAUCAUUAAAACUGUGGGCGCGCCAGUGAAAUUCAUUCACAUCGUCAGGAACCCAUUUGAUAACAUCGCUACCAUGUUACUUCGCGCUACAGGAAGACGUGAUAGUGUAAGAGAAGAGGGAGUAAAAGUGAACAAAUCACAGAUUUUGGAGAACUGCAUCAAGAAGUACUUCAACCUCACCGAGGCUAACCAGCGCGUCAGAGAACGGUUUGGGGAUGCAGUUGUUGAUAUUCCAGGACGUGAAACAGUACUCAGACCGAAAGAAACACUACAAAAAUUAUGUGACCAUUUAGGUGUGACAUGUUCUGAGGACUACAAAGAAAAAUGCAGUAGGAUCUUGUAUGGGACUCCUUCCGUUACAAGAGAUAAAAUUGUUUGGACUAAAGACCAUAAACAGCGAGUCACCGAGCUGAUGAAGAAAUAUCCGUUUCUGAAAGACUUUUCGUUUGAUGAUUACGUAACAGCUAGCAGCGGCUAGAACAAUUUUCAUUUUAGCGUUUCAAAUGAGGAUUUAUUGGGUUUGCUUUUCGACUCCCUACGAUGUUCCAGGAAAAAUGUAUCACUAAUCAGUCAAGUAUAGUCGUAUGGGCCCCCUGUAGAUUGUGCUUGUAAAAGUAGCAUAUUAUGCUAUUGGUAUUGCACGUUUU
Messenger RNA from Stylophora pistillata, 1401 nucleotides. RefSeq lists its product as uncharacterized. Gene Ontology annotation, cellular component: Golgi apparatus. NCBI's taxonomy places the organism in Eukaryota, Metazoa, Cnidaria, Anthozoa, Scleractinia, Pocilloporidae. Gene Ontology annotation, biological process: peptidyl-tyrosine sulfation. Gene Ontology annotation, molecular function: protein-tyrosine sulfotransferase activity. The record is from RefSeq and is a predicted model, not a curated record.